Canariomyces notabilis is the source of this 2165-nucleotide messenger RNA. RefSeq lists its product as uncharacterized. The record is from RefSeq and is a predicted model, not a curated record. Lineage: Eukaryota; Fungi; Ascomycota; Sordariomycetes; Sordariales; Chaetomiaceae. Bases 396 to 2084 code for a protein of 562 amino acids. The transcript is spliced from 5 exons.
ACAGUGUAGUAAAGGUAGGACCAGCUGUGAGAGCGGGCGUCUACCCCCACGCCGUCACUCAGUGGCUACAUGUCAUCCCCAACAUGGCCCUGGAACCAGAGCUGCUUGGACCUGACAGGAAUCCCUCACUGGUUUCGGACACUCUCCGAUCGACCGUUCUGGCUGCUCGCCUUCUUUUAGCCACACGUUUCGGCUAGGCCGUCCCCCCAACUUCAGGUUCCGCUGUUAGUUUGGUGUCGUUUCCGACUUGUCGCUUAAAACUCUCCGACAGGAGCUCUCCACUUAGCCUUCCCGUUUUCUGUCCUGUUUAUUCUUCCUUCUCACCUGUGACCCGGUAUCAUGCGGCUUCGACGGGUCUCGACUCUCAAGGCUGUAGUGCGCCUGCUCCACUAACCAUGGCUGCUAACACAGCCGACCUCUCUGGAGGGCCGGUCCUUCUCUCCUUCUCCCUCGCCACGGGGAGCUUCGCCCUGUCGACCACCUUUGUCCGCUUCUGCGUCCGCGCGGGCAUGCAAAGCGGUUUCUGGGCUGAUGAUUAUGCCAGCGCGGCUGCCACAGUGGUAGCGUUAGUAGGGAUUAUCUUUGGCAUCUUCGAGAGCACUGCGUCGGACCCGGCGCGGGCCUUGGAAUUUGAUGUGCUGGGACAGCCGUGGUACCUGAUGAGCGUUACCCUCAGCAAAACUUCGAUACUUCUCUUCUUCAUGAGCAGCCUCGGGCGAGGGCGGCAAUGGACCAUUCUGCUGGGCGCUCUUAUUAUCAUCAUGGCUGCCGUUAAUCUUGCCUUUUGGUUGACGGUACACCUCCAGUGCCGACCGUUGGAGAAGCUGUGGAAGCCCUCGGUCGAGGGGGAAUGUUGGGAUCCAUCCGUACAGCUUAGUUUUGGGUACUUCCAAGGCGCAUUUUCGGUGUUUUCAUGGCUCUUUCUUGCUCUUUUUUCCACCUUAAUAGUACGAAACCGCACUCGUCACGGCGAGAAAUCCUGGCCGUUCUACAUCACGACCGUCCUGAGCUUUGCCGCCGGGAUUUUCUCCAUAGUCCGCACCGCACAGAGCUCCCAAACGAGCGGCUCAAGCGUUUACACGAUCCAUUACUUUUACAUGAGUCUCAUGGCCAACCUAGAACAAAACCUCGGCCUCAUGGCGGCCAACGUCCUCGUCCUCGGGCCCCUCUUCUCCUCAGCCACACGCUCCUCUUCCCGCCGCAGCAACCGCAGCCGCAACCGCAGCCGCAAAACCCCUCGUGAUCCUUACGCUUCGUCAUCCUCGGCGGGCAGCUCCCGCUCCCGCAAACAGGCCGCCGCCAGAGCCAAAACACCCAGCCGUGCCGGAAGCACCCAGAGCAUCACGCGUGCCUCUUCCCGGGCCAGCUCCACCCGUGAAGGGGCGAGGGAGCUGGCGUUGGAGGAGAAGGAUAUUGCUUCCUCGAGACGCGGUGUGAGUGGAGGAUCGGAACUGAUCACCCAGGGGGGCAGUGACCACUAUCAUCGCCAAAAUUACAAUCAUGGGACGAGGUAUGAGGAAGACGAUGACGGAGCUGAUACUGGGGAGUAUGACCUGGGCGAACCUCGGCACCGGCGAAAGGACGGCGAUCACGAGCACAGUUCUGGGGUUGGUCACGGUGGCGACGGGAAUGAAAGUGACAGCGACAUGUCUGAUGACGAAGAUGGUGAUGUUAAUGCUGGCGACAUCGACCUGGAAGCCUGGCCCAGGGGCAUCAUCAAGACAGUCAGCGUCGAGGUGGUCGAGGAGAUCAACCCGGACUAUGUCCCUCCUGCCCAGCACGCUAGCGGUAACAACAACAACAACAACAACAAGACUGCUUCCAUUAUUGCUACCGGACUUGGCGCAGGGGCAGGGGCAGGAGCGGGAAGGACUGGGAGGAGCAGUGUGCUUAUCGGCCCGUCGUCGUCGGGGCUUGUGUCCCAGCGUGUGGCGGGUGGUGGGGGUGGUGGUGGCGGUGCUCAGGAAGGUGGUGUGACUGUAGGUGGUGGUGGUGGGAGAACCGGCAGGACGAGCGCUGCCGCUGCUGCUGCCGCUGCUGAGCAGGAUUGGGAGGCCAUGUUGAGGCUUGGGCCGACGAGGUGAACUCUUACCCUUUCUUUUCAGUUUCCUUCUUUCGUCAUUUCCUCCCUACUGUUUGCUUCCUUUCAAGGUUCUGUGCCUGUU